Messenger RNA from Bicyclus anynana (squinting bush brown), 1235 nucleotides. Its product is annotated as thrombin-like enzyme acutobin. Lineage: Eukaryota; Metazoa; Arthropoda; Insecta; Lepidoptera; Nymphalidae. The coding region runs from base 6 to 1214 and encodes 402 amino acids. The transcript has 2 exons. Gene Ontology annotation, biological process: proteolysis. Gene Ontology annotation, molecular function: serine-type endopeptidase activity. The record is from RefSeq and is a predicted model, not a curated record.
AUAUCAUGAGUAAUGUGUGCUGUACAGAGUUCCAGGGAUGGUGCAGAUCAUUCACUAAAACUGAGAUCUUCUUAUGUGUAUUGCAAGCUAUAUUUCUUACAGUCUUUAUUGUGUUCCUUACAUUUGUCAUACUACAUCUAGUUGUUUGUUCAAGAAGCAAACUCGCUAAUGACAGGAGAGAACCAAGUAACAUUACCUCUGCUCAAUCUGUUACUACUUAUGUUACUGUACCCAGUGAGAAGAAUGGCCAAACUCAGUCGUUUCAAACUGAAAGCACCAACCAUGAAGCAGUAAAUAAUAGCCACAUAAAUAUACUCCCUACAUUAGAUAAAGGAGUUAAAUGUACCUGGACACCAUCUUACAAAACUAAAGCUCUUACACACUAUUAUGUCAACCAUACUGAUAUAAUGAUGAGCACUAAACCUCAUGUUAAAGAAAUUCAUAACAAAUUCAUGAAUUCUGUUUCAAUGGAUUACAAGGAGGAAAUUGAACUUGAUUUUAAUAAAUUACUUGAAGUUGUAUCGGAUGGUAUUGAAGUAAAUGAUUCUCGUAAAGAUUUACUGCUAGCACUAGUAAAGAUAAGACCUCAGCGAGGGGUAACUUUUGGCUGUACGUUAACAAUAGUUAACGAGUUUUGGACUGUAACCGCAGCUAGCUGCAUAGAAGCCAUAGAGGAAGUUGACUCCUUAGAUUCUUUUGUGAUGAUGCAAGGAUUUAAAGAUCAGGAUCAAAAAAUACACCCUGUGGUGGAUGUCCUGAUUCAUCCACAAUACCAAGGUAUCAAUGCAACAUUUGACCUGGCCGUGCUAAAGUCUGAGACUAAACUCAUAAACAAUGUAACUUUGGCUGUGACAUUACCUACUUUUAUAGACUAUUUUAUGAUUUCUUUAGGAGAGCUGCUCACUAUUCUUGGAUAUGGAAGGUUCAGGAACAUAGACAAGGACACCCUCGCAAGAACCGUGCGCGAGGUGGCGGUCCACAGCUUGCCCCGCGCGCAGUGUCCGCGCGGGGCCGGCGCCGCGCCGCUGUGCGCCGGCGUGCUGCGCGCGCGCCGCUCGCCCUGCAACUACUGCUCGGGCACGCCGCUGCUCAGGCGGCGCGUGCUGCUCGGGCUGAUGAGCGACAACCAGCAGUGCGGCCUGGCGUGCGAGCCCGCGCUCUUCGUCAACGUGGCGCUCGCUGGAGACUGGCUCCAAUCUGUUAUCUCCAAUUAAAUUGUACUGUCCAUUAAACAA